AUGGGCGGCUUCAUCAUCCGCCUAGCUCCUCGAACUAGCUCCCGACCCGAAGAUAAGCAAACCGUCGCCGAGCGCAAAUGCUUGGAGGUGGCAGUGAGUAUGCCAAUGAGUCCGAGCUCUAGCCCUGCCCUGAAUGCAAACAUACAAAAUGCUCCAACUGUUACUAGAACGGAACAGACCAAACACUUUGCAGAGAGGGGAUUUUCAUUGGUUGGGAAAGAGCUAUUCAUGAAUAGGAGUAGCAAGAAGCUUGCACCUGCUAGCAUUAAAAAGGGGAGAUCAGAUUCUCGAGGAAGCGCAGUUUUACCAUCUUUAUCAAUUCAAUUCAAAACCCUCCCGUCAGUGAUACAUCUAGAAGAUAAAGAAGGGAGGGUAAAUUCCAGCUUCGUCUUCAGGAUCAACACGCACGUCAAUCUUUUUAUAGACAAUAGCCGAAAGACAUUAUAA
Messenger RNA from Clonostachys solani, 447 nucleotides. The record is from the annotation of a GenBank genome assembly. Lineage: Eukaryota; Fungi; Ascomycota; Sordariomycetes; Hypocreales; Bionectriaceae.